GUGGGAGAAACCUGGGCACAGUCCAUCAUUUGGGUAUGACUUCUGGUACCAACCACAGCAUGACACUAUGAUUAGCUCAUCAUGGGGUGCUCCAGCUGCUUUCACCAAAGGUUUUAACUUACAACAUGUCUCUGAUGGCCUUUAUGGGAGACAUUUAUAUGUAUACAGCUGGCCUGGGGGUGAACUGAGACAAACACUAGAACUUGGAGAGUCAGGGCUUCUACCUUUAGAGGUAAGGUUUCUGCAUGAUCCUUCUAAAGAUACAGGUUUUGUUGGGUGUGCAUUGUCAAGCAACAUGGUACGAUUUUUCAAGACUGAGGAUGGGUCAUGGAGCCAUGAGGUUGCAAUAUCAGUGAAACCAUUGAAAGUGCAAAACUGGAUUCUUCCAGAAAUGCCUGGGCUUGUAACUGAUUUUCUGAUAUCUCUUGAUGAUCGGUUUCUGUACUUUGUGAAUUGGCUCCAUGGUGAUAUAAGACAAUAUAACAUUGAGGACCCUAAAAAUCCUGUACUGACUGGCCAAGUAUGGGUUGGGGGACUACUUCAGAACGGAAGCCCUAUAGUAGCUAUAACAGAAGAUGGUAAUACUUGGCAAUCUGAUGUUCCAGACAUCCAG
Molecule: messenger RNA, 613 nt
Organism: Cajanus cajan (pigeon pea)
Lineage: Eukaryota; Viridiplantae; Streptophyta; Magnoliopsida; Fabales; Fabaceae
Source: RefSeq, a predicted model, not a curated record